Lobosporangium transversale is the source of this 1437-nucleotide messenger RNA. RefSeq names its product phosphatidylethanolamine-binding protein. The coding region runs from base 167 to 1282 and encodes 371 amino acids. The transcript is spliced from 4 exons. The record is from RefSeq and is a predicted model, not a curated record. Lineage: Eukaryota; Fungi; Mortierellomycota; Mortierellomycetes; Mortierellales; Mortierellaceae.
UCAACUUUCCUCCACAGCCUCAAAUAAUUGGAUUGUCGAGUGUUUGUAAAUACUGAGUGCCUGUCGAUCGGGACUGUCGUUGUUGUUGUGCUGUCCGUGGUACAGUCUGUUUCCUUUGUAGCGACUUUCUUUCUUCCGUUUGUCUGAAUCGUCCACCUAUUUCCUAAUGUCAAUGUCGAUCCCUCGCUUCAUCCUCCGCACAGGCAGAGUUUGCUCUCUUUCGCCAGCUCGUACAUUCUCUGUUCAGACAGUAUCACGAAAUAAUGCUGGAGCCACCUACAAGGCGCCUGCUCUUGGAGUCAACAAGACUUAUGAUGAAGCUCUCAAAAUCAUUGCAGAGGACAGACUUAAGCGUCUCAGCGAAAUCAAGAAAAUGCAGGAAUCAUUGGCAAAGCUGAUCAAAGCUACUCCUUCUGCCACACGGGACGCUGAGAUCACCAAGCUCCAGGAGGAGAUUUCCAAACAGGAGGCUUAUUCUGAAAUAAAUGAUCCUGAAAUUCAGUGGCGCUUUAAGAAUGGUCAAAUUGACAUGUCCAAGUCAGUAUUCCGCUACAUGAAGAGCAAACAGUUUCAGCGUGAAAUCCUUCCUACUGUUCAACAGCGCGUUACUCAAAUGUUUGUGACGCCAGAUAUUCUUCCUCCAUUUACGCCUUCAAUCGAUGUUCAACUGGAUUUCGGCGCUGGCUCUGUCGUUAAGAAAGCUGCAGGAUCUGGUGUCUCCGAUAAUUAUUUCGAAACUGGAUCAUACUUACUUCCUGGAAAAACCAUCAAGGAGCCAAAGGUCAAUGUUAUCUCUUUCCAUUCCGAACAAAAAUACUAUACUGUAGCUCUAGUCGACCCUGACAUGCCUGAUGCCGAGAAUCAGACAUUUAAGCAACAAUUGCAUUGGCUGAUGACCAAUGUCGCUUUGUCAGCAACACAGACCGAGGUGGCCAAAGGAAAUCCCGACAUUGUACUUCCAUACCUCCCUCCCCACCCACCUAAAGGCACCAAAUACCACCGCUACACACUCUUGCUUGCAGAGCAGCCUAAUGAGGGUCGGGAUAGGGUACAGAUUGAUCAAAGCCAAGUUUCAAGGGAAACUAUACUCAAGGACCUGUGCACACGGUACAACUUGAAUGUUAAGGGCUUAACCUUCUUCCGCCAGGUUUGGGACAAAGAUGUUAGCAUGAUUUAUAGAGAUAUCCUCAAACAAGAUGAGCCUGUCUAUGGCAGACAGCCUAAGGUGGACGAGCUUUUGGAUGAGACUGGACAAAAGAAGAAGAAAUAUAUCAAUCUUUGAAAAAGGGAUGCGGUCUCUUGAGAAGAUACGAUGUUGCAUUUUUUUUUUCUCCUCUUUCUUAUGUUAACAUCUCGGAUAAAGUCACCAUUCACGUUCUUUUUAUUUUUUCUUUUUUUUUUAUUAAUCAUGCCAUUGACCAAAAUAAAUAUCCUAUA